This is a messenger RNA of Condylura cristata (star-nosed mole), 4362 nucleotides long. It is a transcript of the gene ABTB2, whose product is annotated as ankyrin repeat and BTB (POZ) domain containing 2. Gene Ontology annotation, molecular function: protein heterodimerization activity. NCBI's taxonomy places the organism in Eukaryota, Metazoa, Chordata, Mammalia, Eulipotyphla, Talpidae. The record is from RefSeq and is a predicted model, not a curated record. The transcript is spliced from 17 exons. Bases 419 to 3496 code for a protein of 1025 amino acids.
AGAAGUUUGUGAAGCGAUUUCUCGCCGGCUGUUUCCCGACUCUUCAGCGCACGGUGCCGCCUGCUCGCCGGCCGCCGCCCUCGCCCCGGUCUGGAUUCCGUCUCUGUGGAGGACAGACGCUCUGCCUGCGGGGCGUUGAGGUGGACGAGGGGCAGUGCCGGGAAGGGAGCCGGGGGGCUUCCACUGACAGCUACCCGUCAGGACGCCGGGCGCGUGGGGCGCCGGCUCGCCGAGAGUCUCGCCCACCUUCCCGCGGCCGCCGGGCGGGCAGGCGGGCGAUGCGGCCGCCGAGCCCCGCGGCGCCCAGAGGAAGGGGGGCGCCCCGAGGAGCCUAGAGCUUGUUUCUGCUCUGUUGAGGAAAGAGGCAUGGAGUUGUGAGCGCCCCUGGUUCGGCGAGGCCGCCCCCGGCAGGCUCCCCAUGGCCGGGACGUACAGCUCCACUCUGAAGACGCUGGAGGACUUGACCUUGGACUCCGGGUAUGGGGCCGGGGACUCGUGCCGCUCGCUCAGCCUCUCGUCCUCCAAGUCCAACUCGCAGGCGCUCAACUCUUCGGCGCAGCAGCACCGCGGGGCGGCCUGGUGGUGCUAUUCCGGCUCCAUGAACAGCCGCCACAACAGCUGGGACACGGUGAACACGGUGCUGCCCGAGGACCCCGAAGUGGCUGACCUCUUCUCCCGCUGCCCGCGCCUCCCCGAGCUGGAGGAGUUCCCCUGGACCGAGGGCGACGUGGCCCGGGUGCUUCGCAAAGGCGCGGGCGGGCGGCGGCUGCCGGCCUUCUCCGCCGAGGCGGUGAGGCGCCUGGCCGGGCUGCUCCGCCGGGCGCUCAUCCGCGUGGCCCGCGAGGCGCAGCGCCUGAGCGUGCUGCACGCCAAGUGCACCCGCUUCGAGGUGCAGAGUGCCGUGCGCUUGGUGCACAGCUGGGCGCUGGCCGAGAGCUGCGCGCUGGCCGCCGUCAAGGCGCUGUCCCUGUACAGCAUGAGCGCGGGCGACGGGCUGCGCCGGGGCAAGUCGGCGCGCUGCGGCCUCACUUUCUCCGUGGGCCGCUUCUUCCGCUGGAUGGUGGACACUCGCAUCUCCGUCCGCAUCCACGAGUACGCGGCCAUCUCGCUCACUGCCUGCAUGGAGAACCUGGUGGAGGAGAUCCGGGCCAGGGUGCUGGCCAGCCAGAGCCCCGACGGCGGAGGGGCCGGAGGCGGGGAGGUGUCUGCCGAGGCCCUGGAGAUGGUCAUCAACAACGACGCUGAGCUGUGGGGCGUCCUGCAGCCCUAUGAGCAUCUCAUCUGCGGCAAGAACGCCAAUGGUGUCCUGUCCCUCCCUGCAUACUUCAGUCCUUACAACGGCAGGUCCCUGGGCCAUGACGAGCGAGCCGAUGCCUACGCUCAGCUGGAGCUCCGGACCCUGGAGCAGUCCCUCCUGGCCACCUGUGUGGGGAGCAUCUCAGAGCUGAGUGACCUGGUCUCCCGGGCCAUGCACCACAUGCAGGGGCGUCACCCUCUAUGUCCUGGUUCCAGCCCUGCCCGCCAGCCCCGUCAGUCUCCACAACCCAUCACCUGGUCCCCCGACGCCCUCCACACGCUCUACUAUUUCCUGCGGUGUCCACAGAUGGAGUCAAUGGAGAACCCCAACUUGGACCCCCCGAGAAUGGCCUUGAACAAUGAACGGCCCUUCAUGCUGCUGCCGCCCCUGAUGGAGUGGAUGCGCGUGGCCAUCACCUAUGCUGAGCACCGCCGCAGCCUCACCGUGGACAGCGGCGACAUCCGGCAGGCGGCUCGGCUGCUACUGCCCGGCCUGGACUGCGAGCCCCGGCAGCUCAAACCCGAAUGCUGUUUCAGCUCCUUCCGGCGGCUGGAUGCCCGAGCGGCUACUGAGAAAUUCAACCAGGACCUGGGUUUCCGCAUGCUCAACUGCGGGAGGACGGACCUCAUCAACCAGGCGAUUGAGGCGCUGGGCCCCGAUGGAGUGAACACCAUGGACGACCAGGGUAUGACGCCGCUGAUGUACGCCUGUGCUGCUGGGGAUGAAGCGAUGGUUCAGAUGCUGAUUGAUGCCGGGGCGAACUUGGACAUCCAGGUUCCAAGCAACUCUCCCAGGCAUCCCUCCAUCCACCCUGACAGCCGACACUGGACAUCACUGACAUUCGCUGUACUGCAUGGACACAUCUCUGUGGUGCAGUUGCUGCUGGACGCGGGGGCCCACGUGGAGGGCUCAGCCGUGAGCGGUGGCGAGGACAGCUAUGCGGAGACGCCGCUGCAGCUCGCCUCUGCGGCUGGGAACUACGAGCUGGUCAGUUUGUUGCUGAGCCGAGGUGCUGACCCCCUCCUCAGCAUGCUGGAAGCCAACGGCAUGGCCUCCUCCCUCCAUGAGGAGAUGAACUGCUUCAGCCACUCAGCCGCCCACGGCCACAGGAACGUCCUGAGGAAGCUCCUGACACAGCCACAGCAGGCCAAAGCAGACGUGCUGUCCCUGGAGGAGAUCCUGGCCGAGGGCGUGGAGGAGAGCGAUGCGUCGAGCCAGGGCAGCGGCGGCGAGGGGCCCGUGCGGCUGAGCCGGGCGCGCACGAAAGCCCUGCAGGAGGCCAUGUACUACAGCGCAGAGCAUGGCUACGUGGACAUCACCAUGGAGCUUCGGACGCUGGGGGUGCCCUGGAAGCUGCACGUCUGGGUCGAGUCUCUGCGGACCUCCUUCUCCCAGUCCCGGUACUCCAUGAUGCAGAGCCUCCUGCGGGACUUCGGCUCCAUCAAGGAGGAGGAGUACAACGAGGAACUGGUGACCGAGGGCCUGCCGCUCCUCUUCGACAUCCUCAAGACCAGCAAGAACGACUCUGUCAUCCAGCAGCUGGCUGCCAUCUUCACACACUGCUACGGCAGCAGCCCCAUCCCCAGCAUCCCGGAGAUCCGCAGGACCCUGCCGGCCAGACUAGAUCCUCACUUUUUAAACAACAAAGAGAUGUCAGACGUGACCUUCCUGGUGGAAGGAAAGCUGUUCUAUGCACACAAAGUCCUGCUGGUGACGGCCUCUAACAGGUUCAAGACGCUGAUGACCAAUAAAUCAGAACAGGAUGGCGACAGCAGCAAGACCAUUGAGAUCAGUGACAUGAAAUACCACAUCUUUCAGAUGAUGAUGCAGUAUCUGUACUACGGAGGAACGGAGUCCAUGGACAUCCCUACUGCCGACAUCCUAGAGCUGCUGUCCGCUGCCAGCCUGUUCCAGCUGGAUGCCCUGCAGAGGCACUGCGAGAUCCUGUGCUCCCAGACCCUCAGCGUAGAGGGCGCUGUGAACACCUACAAGUAUGCCAAGAUCCACAACGCCCCAGAGCUGGCCCUGUUCUGUGAGGGCUUCUUCCUGAAGCACAUGAAGGCCCUGCUGGAACAGGACUCCUUCCGGCAGCUCAUCUACGGCCGCAGCAGCAAGGUGCAGGGCCUGGACCCGCUGCAGGACCUGCAGAGCACCCUGGCCAAGCGUGUGCACUCUGUGUACAUCACCUCCCGGGUGUGAGGUGUGGGCUGGUUGGUCAGCGUGCCCAGCGGGCUCCGGGCCAGGCCUCUGGCUCUAGGCAUCCUCGGGGUGCGGAAGGCUGAGCAGGAGCUCCAGGCCAGACCCACAGGUUUCCGUUUCCCCGACCUUCGCAGGUGCUGCUCUGCCUUUGGGGUGGGCAGCCCCAUAGCUAACGGUUCACCUGGAGAGGAGCAAAGGGCAGCCGUGGGUAAAAGGGGUUCCUUCUCCCCAGCUGGAGGUCAGCAGCUGCGAGGAAGAGCCUGGUGGCCUCGCUUGUGUUGUUGCUGCUGUUUUAGGGGCCAAAGCAGAGGGGUCGGUUUGAAAGCCCAGGCCUAGAUUCGGGCCGCCUCAGUGGGCGCCGGGAGCAGAGUCCUAAGCCCCUCACGCCGCCACGCCAGGCCUCUCACACGAGUCCUCUAUUUGGAGAGCGGUGUGCACACGUGUCAUUAGGUCUUGGGGACCUAAGGGUGGGGCUGGGGGCCCUUCUGCUUUGUCCCCUCCCUACCUGCAUUCAGUAGGCUCCGGCGCUCCUGGGGUGGAGACACAGCUCAGGUCCAGACACUGGGGAGCACUCCCGACAGCUCGCUCUGGGUGUAGCCUUCUCCAGCUGCCUGGCUGCACCUUAGAAGUUAUUUAUUCACCAAAUGUCCCCAGAGAGUUCAGGCGGUGUCACUGUGAUCACCUUGAAAAGCCCCUGGGGGCUUGCAAUCCUGGAAAAUAUUUUCAACUAGCUGCUUGAUUGAGCUGGAUGUACAAAAGAAAAGGUGUUAUUUUAUUGCUGUAAUGUUGUAUGAUACUGUAACUAUACAUUAAUGUCACUUAUUGUAAAUCUACCAUGGUUUUAUUAACAAUAAACACUCAUUAAC